Molecule: messenger RNA, 1284 nt
Organism: Sparassis crispa
Lineage: Eukaryota; Fungi; Basidiomycota; Agaricomycetes; Polyporales; Sparassidaceae
Exons: 8
Coding region: 1-1284 (427 amino acids)
Biological process (GO): reciprocal meiotic recombination; homologous chromosome pairing at meiosis; protein sumoylation
Cellular component (GO): synaptonemal complex
Molecular function (GO): SUMO transferase activity
Source: RefSeq, a predicted model, not a curated record
AUGUCACAAGUAUCAUCGCGGGCCCGUCCAGACCUUGAUUUCUGGGAGUUCGUCCAUUGUUGCAAAUGCCAUCAGUCUUUCAUCUCAAACUCUGGGGGAUCACCCUCGGUGCCUUUCUGGCUCACGGAAUGUGGCCAUGUGAUCUGCAACAUCCAUUUGAAUGCAGAUCAAAGCUGUGCACAAUGCGGAGAGCAGGGAAUUCAAUUGAUCCCACUGCAACGAGAGAUGGAUGCUCCGAUGUCAGAUUGGUUCCGGUCAGUCCCGCAAGCGUUUGACACAGUCGCGUACGGUGCGAAGUUCCAGAUGGAGACUAUGGCAUCUUUAGUGCGAUACUAUAGGGACAAGUACACGGCGCAGCGCGCACUGAUUGAUCGUCUGAAGGGCGAGCAUCUCGAGAACAAAGUGUUCAAGAAGACCGUCCAGGAUCUUCACGCCGAGAUCGCGCAACUACGGCAGUAUCUGGGAUAUGCUCAAGAAGCGCCUCAUGAGAUAAAUAUGAAUGGAAAACGACCAAGAGUCGAGAAUCAUCGGGUUCCAUCUGGCAGUCGGACGAACUCCAGCCCUCGUUCUAUCAUCACUCCCGUUGGACCCAACCGACUGACGCUCGGCCCAGACCGACAACAACCCAGUUUCAGCCAACAAUCACACCCCUCGCACGAAGAUGACGAAUUCGCACGACCUCGGGCAUUCCAAAGUAGCAGUCGGAAUGCCAACGCUUAUUCCCAAGAAACAGAUAGGCCUGGAUCGAGUCGGUUCAUACGACAAUAUGCAUAUGUUCCACCACAUACUCCUCAAUCUCAAGGCAUUCUUCCGCCGGUGCUCUCUCAUGCUCAGGCGGCUCCCGCAAGGCGAGCGGCAGCUCGUCAAUCGCAAGGUCAGUCGCGUGAGCCGGGAUCGGGCCAGACGCAUACACCCAUGAUGGCAGCUCCAGAAGCCGGUCGUGAUCCUCGUCUCCAACGUUCCAUGGCUAGUGCACUCCUGGCGGAAAUGGAGCAGAGCACUCAUCGCACUCGAAGUCAACUGCAGAUGCCCCCGCCUCCUACACCGCAGCUUCGCAGAGAAACUGUGCCUCAAAGGACACAUCAGCUCCCUGCCUCUUCCGCGGGUCCCUCGCAGCGGUUUAUGUCAGCAACGCCUAGCAGAAGCUCUGGGAAUUUCUUGCCGCCGCGAACAUCUCAGUCUCAGUCACAAUCUCAGCGUUUCUUCUCCUCUGGGUCAAUAUCAAUGGCGCAGUCCACGUCGACGUCGGGGGGUCAGCGGAUGCCGUUCUUGCCUGGUCCUUAG